AUGGCUGGAAGUCGAGAUAGUGGACGGCAAUCGACGUCCUCAGUCUCUUUAUCGCAUCAUGCGCCACCGCUUCCGUUUGAUCGCAGUCAAAAUGAACCGAUGCGGGUGUAUCCUCCAGAGCCUGGUCGUAAUGGAUCUCUUGCUGCAUUGCAGUUGCUACAGAACAAGAAUGUGGCUAUCGUGGGUUUACUCAGCAUGAGCUCGUCAUCUUCUUCACGGGCUUUUGCCUUUGCAAAUCGUGUCAUUGGUCGCUGCGUCUUUCGAGAUGAAGAGAUGCAAAUUGCCACUACUGUAAAAGACACCCCAUUGCCUGCUAGUGUUCAUCUCUACUAUGACGACGUGGCAAGAUGCAUUUACCUGCUAGGUGUGGCUCGACCCGAGCGUUAUUGUUUCAAUUCAUUUACUACAACAAUUAAAGCUGCAAAUCCAAACAACGGCAGUAAGAACAGAUUAGUUAGUCAACGACAAACGACGAUGGACGACGAUGCUAAAGACCAAACGCUGAAGGAGACACAACGGACACGCAACGAAGUGGACGCUUUUGAACAUGAGAAGCUUAAGAUGCAAGUGCUUCUUUAUUCCAGUUGCAACAUGCUCUUUGUGCUAAAAGAAGACGCGAGGAUGACCACUAAUGUCUUGAAAGAUAUCCGCGCAUUGGCAGCGGAGAAGACGCAGCUACUGAACGUCGUUCCGACAUCGUCCAAGCACUCAAAGCGUGAUAGUGGCCACUCGAAAGGCUCUUCAUCUUUUUCGAGUGGGGGAAAGAAUGCAUUCGCACCCGGUCACUGUGUGCCGUUAGUGGUUUACGUUGUUCCAGCACCAGAUGAAAUAUUGCAUGGUUCAAUCAAGACGCAAGGAUCUGGGCCCUUGCGCUCAGCGACGGUAUCCUACUGCAAGGCACUGGAGGCACGCUUGACAACUCUGUUUCGGUCAUUGCGCAGCAAUAUCGUCGGCUCGUUGCGCAUGCGUGACGCACUAAGUACAGCUAAUUUGAGCAAGGAAAGGCGGGUAUUUAACUUGGACCUUGCGCACAGCGUAGUGGUUGUCUCUAGACGUACAGUUACAGCUGACGGACGACCAGAAGCACAGCUCGCGAAUUUUCUGGACGCGUUGGACUCGGAUGUCAGUGCUGACGACAUCCUGAUCGACGAUUCACUGCUACAACCACUCGCAGAUGACGACACGGGAUUUCAGCGCCUGAAUCAAUAUCUGCAAAAGUAUCUUGACCUGCUUUUCUCAUUCUCACCAAGUGGCAGCAAGGAUGGCGGACGCACUGAGCUGCUAAGUCCUUCGCAAUGGGUAAAAGCUUUUCAAACAUUGGUCAAAGGCUAUAACCGCAUGGACUCGAAACGAAGACAAGACGCAGCAGCAUUAAAAGCUGCUAAAAGUGGUGAAGCGACCGAUUAUGCUCGUUUUAACGUCGUUAGCAACGUAUUGAUAUGA
Peronospora farinosa is the source of this 1443-nucleotide messenger RNA. The record is from the annotation of a GenBank genome assembly. NCBI's taxonomy places the organism in Eukaryota, Oomycota, Peronosporomycetes, Peronosporales, Peronosporaceae.